Molecule: messenger RNA, 1539 nt
Organism: Fusarium redolens
Lineage: Eukaryota; Fungi; Ascomycota; Sordariomycetes; Hypocreales; Nectriaceae
Product: Alpha/Beta hydrolase protein
Exons: 3
Source: RefSeq, a predicted model, not a curated record
CGCAAGGGAAGUUCGUGGACGUGGUUGGCUGCAUUGCCUGUUCUCUUGGCUGCUGCGUUUACAGCGUAUCCUGAUGUCUUUCGAGGUUCUGGACCAGAGACGUUGCCUUCUGUGAAGAUUAAACAAGGAACUGUUAUUGGGAAGUUUGUUGAUGAUGGGACGUUUCCUGAACCGUUGGAGGGAUUCAUGGGGAUUCCGUAUGCUUUGCCUCCGGUUGGUGAACGAAGGUUCAAACAUGCUGAGCCAGUGAGUGCAAGCAAUGAGACGAUUGAAGCUUACUAUCUAGGACCAAGAUGUCCUGGCAUACAACUUGUGCCCUUCCUCAAAGACCCCAUCCUCGGUCCUGAUUAUGAAUCAGAGGAUUGUCUCAUCAUCAACAUCUGGCGCAAGAAAGGCCAUACACCAAGCAAGGGGAAACUUCCUGUUGCUGUUCUAAUUCCUGGAGGAGCGUUCAAUCGUGGUGCUGCAAGAAUGCAUAACUCACAUACUAUGCUUGCGUUCUCAGAGCAGCCAUACAUCGCUGUUAGCAUGCAAUAUCGCAUUGGCGUCUUUGGCGGACUGAAUACUGAAUUGACUGCUGAACAAGGUUUAUUGAACCUUGGGUUGAAGGACAUGUAUGUUGCGCUUGAGUGGGUUCAAGAGAACAUUGCUGCGUUUGGAGGCGAUCCUGAUGAUGUUACCAUCAUGGGGCUGAGCGCUGCAGCUCACGGUAUCGGACACCUCAUCAUGGAUAUCAAUCAGCCUAAAAAGCUCUUCCACAAAGCAAUCAUGGAUUCAGGAGCUCAUACCGCACGUGCAGUCCAUCCUCCAAACGCUGCUCUCAACACCCAGCACUUCCGGGAACUUCUCGACCUAACGCCCUGCUCACACUUCAAGAACCUCAAAGACCCAAAGAUCCUCACCUGUCUUCGAGGUCUCCCCUCAGAAACCGUAGACAACGCAGGAAAAGAGGUGUUUAGACGCUCAGAUCCUUCUAUUCGUUGGGCAUGGCAGCCUGUCAUUGAUGGAGACGUCAUUUCACGACGACCUAUCGAAGCAUGGAAAUCUGGAAAGUUUCAUAGAGUUCCUAUCUUGACUGGCUCAGCCGCGAACGAGGGUGCUUUUUACGUUCCCCAAAAGGCAGAUAAACCUGAAGAUUUCACGGGAUUCUUUCGUGAGCUGUUACCGCAUCUCACAGAGGCUGAAGUUGCAGAGCUUGAGAAGUUGUAUCCUGAUCCCUCAAAAAACCCCGACUCACCACAUCUUGACACUCGUGGCAUCCCGGGUGUAGGAUCCCAGUAUAAACGCCUCGAGACAGCAUACGGCCACUACGCAUAUACAUGCCCUGUCCGCCAAACCGUAAUCUGGUCAACAUACCACCCAAACGCCCAACCCGCAUAUCUCUACCACUGGGCCCUGAACAAAACCGCCCUCUUCGGCGCCAACCACGGUGAUCAAAUGCGAUAUCAGACAUUUAACCGAGAAGUUCGUGAGAUAUCACCUGCGCAGAGGGAAGUAUCUGGACAGUUCCAUGCGUACUGUACUAGUUUCAUCACAAAG